AUGUAUAAUCAAGCUUACUUUUCUCAAAUUAUUUUAACUGCAUACAACAACAUUACAGGAUUUCCUAGUAAUCAGCAUACUGGUCCUGUUACAUCAAUAAAGUAUGAACCAGGUGCCAAGUAUUUUGUGUCUUCUAGUCGAGAUGGUUCAAUUAAAUUGUGGGACGCUAUAUCUAAUAAAUGUGUUAACACAUUUGAAAGAGCACAUGAUGGUAGUCAAGUGUGUUCUGUGACAUUUACAAGAAAUGAAAAGUACAUCUUAUCAUCAGGCAAAUAUUCUGUAGUGAAACUUUGGGAGUUAUCCACUAGUAGAUGUCUGAUUGCAUAUACUGGAGCUGGAACAACUGGAAAACAAGUUCAUCGUGCACAAGCAUUGUUUAAUCAUACUGAGGAGUAUGUCAUGUUUCCUGAUGAAGUCACUACAUCUUUGUGCGCACGGAAUUCACGCAAUGCUUCUCGGCAGCAACUUUUAUCUCUAGAUCAUGAAACCCCGCUCUACCACUUUGUAAAAGUUAUGGUGAUUGAUUAA
Metopolophium dirhodum (rose-grain aphid) is the source of this 528-nucleotide messenger RNA. Its product is annotated as cleavage stimulation factor subunit 1-like. NCBI's taxonomy places the organism in Eukaryota, Metazoa, Arthropoda, Insecta, Hemiptera, Aphididae. Gene Ontology annotation, cellular component: mRNA cleavage stimulating factor complex. The coding region runs from base 1 to 528 and encodes 175 amino acids. Gene Ontology annotation, biological process: mRNA 3'-end processing. The record is from RefSeq and is a predicted model, not a curated record. Gene Ontology annotation, molecular function: RNA binding; protein binding. The transcript has 6 exons.